UCCGUGGAUUACUAAAAAUGGGAAAUGGAGGCAGCUCACUUUGUAGAGCUGGUACUCCCUCCUCCUUUUUCUCCCCUAAAUUUUCUCUUCUUUCGCCAUUUUUGUUUUAGUUUUCACAAUUCUCCUUCCUCUCUGGUUCUGUGCGUGUUUUGGAUCUCUGCCAAAUGUUCUUUCACUUUCUACGCUCAGAUCCUCUUCUUAGUCUUUCACAGAUUACGGCAUUCCAUGCUCACAAUUGUAUCUGCUCCAAGCUCAUUGAGGCACUAUAUCUGACUAAUUUGGCGUCUAGGUCUCCCCCUGGCUUUUAUCCUCCUGCUUGAAUGGUUCUCAGCUGUCAGCUGGGAUUGGGGUUGUGAUGAUCAGAGAUGAGUCAUACAACGAAUGAAAGCGGAUAUGGGGUGCUCUCCCAGUAUCAAAUGGAGUCACCUGAUGACGGCGAUUGUGGCAGAAGUUCAAUUGGAGGAGUUGUUUUGAAGAAGGGUCCAUGGACAUCUGCUGAAGAUGCAAUUUUGAUUGACUAUGUCAAGAAGCAUGGAGAAGGGAAUUGGAAUGCUGUUCAGAAGCACUUGGGCCUGCUCCGCUGUGGGAAAAGUUGCCGAUUACGCUGGGCAAAUCACCUGAGGCCAAACUUGAAGAAAGGGGCAUUUACUCAAGAAGAAGAGCAGUUGAUCAUCGAACUCCAUGCAAAGAUGGGAAACAAAUGGGCACGCAUGGCUGCACAUUUGCCUGGUCGUACGGACAAUGAGAUAAAAAAUUACUGGAAUACCCGUAUUAAGAGGCGUCAACGUGCUGGCUUGCCUCUUUAUCCUCCUGAAGUGUUUUUGCAAGCAUUGCAGGAGAGUCAACUGGGCCACAACAUUAAUGGAAUUAAUAGUGGGGAUAACUCGCAUCAUGAUCUCUUGCCAAGUAGCAAUUGUGAUAUACCUGAUGUCAUAUUUGACAGUUUAAGGGGGGCCAACAAGGGGAUCUUACCUUAUGUUGCUGAAGUUCCUGAUAUUACUGCAAGCAGUAUGCUGAUGAAAGGUGUUGGUUCUCAAUAUUGUAGCUUCACUUCCUCUAGGAUUCAUCACAACAAGCGUCUUCGACAAUCAACAACCUUAUUCCCUGGUCACAAUGGCAACGUAGAAAAUGAGUUCCUGUCAUUUAACCAAACUGAGGGUGAUAUUUGUGAUAAAACUGCUCAUUCAAUUGCGAUGUCUGUUCCUUUUGACCCUGAUCCUGCCACUAAGAUCCUGAAGUCGCUUGGGGCAAAUCAGGGUGGCCAUACCCUCUCAAAUGACAAUUUCUCCGCUUCUAAGCCCACUUCUGGUGCUGUGAAGUUGGAGCUCCCUUCACUCCAAUAUCCUGAAGCAGAUUUAAGUAACUGGGGGACACUGUCCACACCACCUUUACUUGAGUCUGUUGAUGGUUUUAUCCAAUCUACCCCGACAGAUACAGUGGAUUCAGGCAACCUCUCACCAUGUAAUAGUGGCCUGUUGGAUGCUUUACUCCAUGAGUCAAAAGCUUUGAGCAGCGCAAAAAAUCAUCUAUCUGACAAGAGUUCAGAUUCAUCUAAUUUGAUCCCUGGCGUUUUUUCUGGGAGUUCUGCCUUGAAUAUUGGUGAGGCAGAAUGGGAAGACUAUAGUAACCCCCUUUCUCCAUUGGGUCAUACUGCUACUUCACUUCUAAGUGAGUGCAAAAAUCCAAGUGGCAGUGGAAAUUCUUUGUAUGGACCCCCACCUGCUGAGGCAUACACUGGGUGUAAUAUGAAAUCAGAACCAGUUAAUUGGGCUUGGACCCCAGACAGAGAGAGAGAAAGGGAUAGUAGGUUGAAUAUUACUCGGGUAGAUGCUUUACUUGCUUUGGAUUGGCUUGAGCAGUGUCCCGGUUAUGCCAUGACUGAUAAUGCCUUAACAAACCUUCUUGGUGACAAUCUCAGCAAUGACUAUAAGCAGAUGGUUUCCGGAACUUGCACCACAAGCCAGGGACAAGGGCUGGGUUCUUGUGGUUGGAAUAACAUUCCUACUGUUUGUCACAUGUUCGACCUUCCUUGACAUUUCCUUCUUAUCAUAUAUCAUUGCAAUUACGCAAAAGAUACUUUAGUUGCUUCAUUUAUGCCGAUCAUUUGUUUAAUGUGUAGAUUACAUUCAGAUCGCAAGAGGUAAUUUCGGAUGACGAUAA
This is a messenger RNA of Tripterygium wilfordii, 2160 nucleotides long. RefSeq names its product transcription factor MYB33-like. NCBI's taxonomy places the organism in Eukaryota, Viridiplantae, Streptophyta, Magnoliopsida, Celastrales, Celastraceae. The record is from RefSeq and is a predicted model, not a curated record. The transcript is spliced from 5 exons. Bases 366 to 2033 code for a protein of 555 amino acids.